Dromaius novaehollandiae (emu) is the source of this 3224-nucleotide messenger RNA. It is a transcript of the gene MRS2, whose product is annotated as magnesium transporter MRS2. Gene Ontology annotation, molecular function: magnesium ion transmembrane transporter activity. Lineage: Eukaryota; Metazoa; Chordata; Aves; Casuariiformes; Dromaiidae. The record is from RefSeq and is a predicted model, not a curated record. Bases 75 to 1400 code for a protein of 441 amino acids. Gene Ontology annotation, cellular component: mitochondrial inner membrane. The transcript is spliced from 11 exons. Gene Ontology annotation, biological process: mitochondrial magnesium ion transmembrane transport.
CUCCUGCGCCGCCGCGCCUGCGCGCUGCGAGCCGCGCCGGGCCGAGGCGCUGCGCAAGGCGUGCGCGCCCGCCCAUGCUGUGCGCCGCGCUGUUCCCGCGCGUGCUGGGCCGUCGCUGCUGCUGCGCGCCCCGCGGCUGCUGGCCGGGCGGCACCGGGGGCCGCCCGCGGGUCGCCCUGGGGCCGCCGCCGGGCGGGGGCCGGCCCGUGGCGCUGCCGCCGCCGCCGCUGGGCGCCCGAGGGCUGCGCUGGGCCGGGAGGUUUUGCCAGCAUGCCACCACAGAGGCCUCUCAAGCCACCUUAGCUAGCGUGUCUCCUCUUUUUGCUGUGAUGAAGUUUGACAAAGAAGGAAAUACAAGCUAUUUUGAAAAAAAGAAAACAGAAUUGUACCAGGAAUUGGGUCUUCAAGCUCGAGAUCUAAGGUUUCAGCACCUGAUGAGCAUUACAACUAGGAACAACAGGAUCAUCAUGAGAAUGGAGGUAUUCUUGAAGGCUGUCAUAACACCAGAGUUUCUUCUGAUAUUAGAUUAUCGUAAUUUAAAUCUGGAACACUGGCUCUUCAACGAACUAGCGUCUCAACUAGCUGGGGAAGGUCAACUAGUUACAUAUUCCUUGCCCUUUGAAUUCCGAGCCAUAGAAGCAAUCCUACAGUACUGGAUCAGCAAACUGCAGGGGAGACUUAACACUUUGCAGCCUCAGAUCCUUGAGACUCUGGAAGCUCUAGUGGACCCCAAGCUUUUGUCUGUGGAUAGGAGUAAACUACACAUUCUCCUGCAAAAUGGCAAGAGCUUAUCAGAACUGGAAACAGAUCUUAAAGUUUUCAAAGAAACAAUUCUGGAGAUCUUAGAUGAAGAAGAAUUAAUAGAAGAGCUCUGUCUAACUAAAUGGACUGAUCCACGAGUAUUUGAGGAGAGCACAUCUGGGAUUGACCAUGCAGAAGAAAUGGAGCUUCUGCUGGAGAACUAUUACAGACAAGCAGAAGAUCUUGCAAAUGAAGCUCGUGAACUCAGAGUAUUGAUUGAUGACUCAGAAAGCAUAAUCUUUAUCAACUUGGACAGCCACCGUAACGUGAUGAUGAGACUGAACUUGCAGCUGACUAUGGGGACUUUCUCUCUCUCCCUCUUUGGACUGAUAGGAGUUGCAUUUGGUAUGAACUUGGAGUCAUCUCUUGAAGAAGACCCCAGAAUAUUUUGGCUAGUGACUGGGAUUAUGUUUCUGGGAAGUGGUUUGAUAUGGCGACGUUUGCUUUCGUUCCUUGGGCGGCACCUGGAACCUUCACUACCUCCUCACGUUCCUGCAGUUUUGAAAAAGACUCAACCAGCAGCUGGAAGAAUGGAGAUAAAGAGCGACCUUAAAGCAGAAACAUUUGGGCUGAGCAGAAGCACCCUGACAAACCACUAGAACAGCAGGAAUGAAGAGACUUUUGUUGUUACAGGGUGGACUUUGAACACUUUCCUUACAUUUGUUCUUCCCUACUGAAAACCUUGAGAAUUUCUAAACUUAAGUUAAUUUAUAUUUUGUGCCAGAAAGCUGUGGUGAGAUUUUAAUGCUCACACACAAAAGGAAAGAAACAUCAGGAAAAACAGUGAGAAGCCUUCCAUGAUAGCCUCACAUAUGUUCCCAUGUAUGUUCCAUUAUAUUUCUGUGUCCACACGUCAUACAUAGGUACUCAUUUUGAGGCAUUCUCAUUUCAAGCUUUUCUGUCAAAACAUGGCCUUCCUUGGAUCAAAAUUUUCAGCCUAAAGGACAACAGAUAGUCAGCAUUAAUCAAAGAACUUGUUUGUAUUCUGAUAAUUCUGGUUAUGAGCUGCAGCAGCUGAGUCAGGAAUCUGACUUCAAAGAAAAAUCUGCCCCUUUUAUGGAUUUUUUUUGAAGCUCUAUUUAAUUGCAGAGAACAGAUUUUCAAAAGCAAAAAGCAUACCUGCACCUCUUAUGAAGUACUACCUCUAAAUUACCAGUAACCAGAAAUAACUAACAUAAUACUACUCACUUAAAAUAGGAGAAACCAUAAUAGUCUUUUGAAAUGUAGCUACUUAUAUUAGGUAUUCCUUGGCAAUUGAGGCCCAAAAUGUAUUCAGUUUUAUUAACCAGAAAAGCAGACCCAUUCACAGUGCACACUUGUGCUUGCCCUUUGCUGCUGUUUCUGUAUGUGUUGAUACAGCUGCAGUUGAACAAUUCCUUAUGUUAUUACAGGGACUGAUUCAGACCUUGUUUUAAAAAAUAAUAAAACAGUUUUUGGAUUCUCCUGGGGUCAGCUUUCUCACAUUUUUUUUAAAGAUGAAAAGACAAGACAAAUGGUGGACUAGUCUGCACUACAGCAAAUUGUGAGGGCCAGGCUGUGUGGGGCUAAGGCUCUCUGCAGCUCUAGGCCUGGGAGGCAGCACCUGAGUGAGUUAAUGGGUGUGGAAUUCUGGUGUGAGUCCUGUGAUUGACUGAAGGAGUAAAAUUUGUAGCCCCGUUAUUUUUUUUCUUAGGACUUACUUACCUUUGAACUUUGAGGGCAUGAUUCUCCACUGACUAAUCUCAGUGUAGAGAGGAAGUAUGAAAUCCUUCCAAAUCAGGUCACAAGCUUUCAAGUCUUUGGGCUUUUUUUUUUUUUACUUCUCUUUAACAUACAGUAAGUAGCCCCUUAGGUGCCACCAGAUAAAUCACUGUACUUAACAGGGGCUGAAAAGACAAAAAUUGUAGCUGUGAACAUUUUGACUUGAGUCUGACAAGUAAAAAAUGGAAAUGAAAGGGUAUAGUAAUUAGUAUUAUGCAGGUCUGUAAUCUUAGUGUGGUUAAAAUCUGUUGUACUUAAUUACUGCCAAACAGUUGUUCUUGCUUCAGAGGUGACUUCAGCUAUAGGUAUAAAAGGUAUAGGAUGGUAAGAAAUUAAUGGGGUUUGUAAUGCUUUUGUUUUCAAUUUAUAGUUGAACUCUGUUGCAGGCUGCUCUGUGCUUGACAAGUAGAGAUUUAAACACCUUAGAGCAAUCUAGUGGAAAAAACAAUGGCUCACAUACCUUGGCUGAUAAAUGAGCAAAGGGACACAGAUGCUGAUGUUUUCAGCCAAGUAGCAAUUGCAUUAGGCCAGGACUGAAAUGUGUUGGUGCCGCUGUAUGGGAAGCUUUCACUGAUGCUUCCCAAGCUCUGUCUUCUGUGCAGCUGGAGGUUUCUGUGAACUGUAUUGACCGUUUCCUGUACGUAACUAACUUAAAGCACAAUAAAAGCAUUUAAAAAAAGACA